AUGGAUGGAGCGAACUCCGAUGAGAAACUGCGCCGCAUCCUCCUCUUUAUAAAAGCGGGUCAUCGCCAGGAACAGACGCCCCCCCCCCAACCUCCACCACCACCACCACCACCUGCGCCAGAUUUCGGUGGGAUCAACGACUAUUGUUUUGUCAGUAAUGAUGUUCGGGGCUAUUACCAAUCAAGAUCUUCCAGUGAUCAAGUGCCGGAGUCCCCGGAGGACCUCGGGUGCGUGCCCAGGCCCGGGAGCAGAGGGCCGGUGUACGAAGCGGCCGCCGUGCACGUGGACCCGUCCGCGUCCGUCACGCUGCAGGUGCUGGUUUCCAUCCCCGGGAACAUUUCCUGCCUGUGGGUCUUCAAACACAGCUCUCUGGGCUGCCAGCCACGCUUUGACCUACAGAACAGAGGAGUCAUUUCCAUCGUCCUUUUGAAAAUGACAGAGUCCCAAGCUGGAGAAUACCUACUUUUUAUUCAGAGCGAAGCUUCCAGUUACACCAUAUUGUUCACAGUGAGUAUACGAAACACACUGCUGUACACGUUGAGAAGACCUUACUUUAGGAAAAUGGAAAAUCAAGACGCGCUGGUCUGCAUCUCCGAGAGUGUUCCGGAGCCCGUUGUGGAGUGGGUGCUCUGUGAUUCACACGGCGAAAGUUGUAAAGAAGAAAGCCCAGCUGUCGUUAAGAAGAAGGAAAAGGUACUUCAUGAGUUGUUUGGGACGGAUAUCAGGUGCUGCGCAAGGAACGAGCUGGGCAGGGAAUGCACCAAGCUGUUCACAAUAGAUCUCAAUCAGACUCCUCAAACCACUCUGCCCCAAUUAUUCCUGAAAGUGGGGGAGCCCUUGUGGAUAAGGUGCAAGGCCGUUCAUGUGAACCACCGAUUUGGGCUCACCUGGGAAUUGGAGAACAAGGCCCUCCAGGAGGGCAGCUACUUUGAGAUGAGCACCUACUCGGCAGACAGGACGAUGACGCGGAUCCUGUUCGCUUCCAUAUCGUCAGUGGGAAGAAACGACACGGGAUAUUACACUUGUUCCUCCUCAAAGCAUCCCAGCCAGUCAGCUCUGGUUACUAUCCUAGAGAAGGGAUUUAUAAAUGCUACCAAUUCACAGGAAGAGUAUGACAUUGAUCAGUAUGAAGAGUUUUGCUUUUCUGUCAGGUUUAAAGCAUACCCUCAAAUCCAGUGUUCAUGGACGUUCUCUGGAAAAUCAUUUCCUUGUGAGCAAAGUGGUCUCGAAGAUGGAUACAGCAUUUCUAAGUUUUGCAACCAUAAGCACCAGCCAGGAGAAUACAUAUUUCACGCGGAGAACGGCGACGCCGAGUUCACCAAAAUGUUCACGCUGAAUAUAAGAAGGAAGCCUCAAGUGUUAGUUGAAACCUCUGGCAGCCAGGUCUCCUGUUCCUCCGAUGGAUACCCAUUACCCUCUUGGAUCUGGAGGAAGUGUUCCGACGAGUCUCUCAACUGCACUGAAGAAAUCACGGAAGGAGUUUGGAAUAAAAAAGCUAACAAGAAAGUGUUUGGGCACUGGGUGUCAAGCAGUAUUCUCAACAUAAGCGACGCCAUGAAAGGGUUUCUGGUCAAAUGCUGUGCGUACAAUUCUGUGGGCUCGUCUUGUGAAACCAUCUUCUUAAAAUCAAAAGACCCUUUUCCCUUCAUCCAGGACAACAUCUCCUUCUAUGCCACCAUCGGGCUUUGCCUUCCCUUCAUUGUCGUUUUAGCCAUGCUAAUCUGUCACAAGUACAAGAAGCAAUUUAGGUAUGAAAGCCAGUUGCAAAUGGUGCAGGUGACGGGCUCCCUGGAGAACGAGUACUUCUACAUAGACUUCAGAGAGCAUCAAUACGACCUCAAAUGGGAGUUUCCAAGAGAAAAUUUAGAGUUUGGGAAGGUCCUCGGAUCAGGCGCUUUCGGGAAGGUCAUGAACGCGACAGCGUACGGAAUUAGCAAAACGGGAGUCUCAAUCCAGGUGGCUGUGAAAAUGCUGAAAGAAAAGGCAGACAGUUCUGAAAGAGAGGCCCUCAUGUCGGAACUCAAAAUGAUGACCCAGCUAGGGCACCACGAGAACAUCGUGAACCUGCUGGGGGCGUGCACGUUGUCAGGACCAGUUUACUUGAUUUUUGAGUAUUGUUGCUAUGGCGAUCUUCUCAACUACCUAAGAAGUAAAAGAGAAAAAUUUCACAGGACAUGGACGGAAAUUUUCAAGGAACAUAAUUUCAGUUUUUAUCCCACUUUCCAAUCACCUCCGAAUUCCAGUAUGCCUAGUUCAAGAGAAGCUCAAACGCACCGGGACUUGGAUCAGAUCUCGGGGUUUAAUGGGAGUUCAACUCAUUCUGAAGAUGAGGUUGAGUAUGAAAACCACAAAAAGGUGGAGGAAGAGGAAGACUUCAAUGUACUCACGUUCGAAGACCUUCUGUGCUUUGCGUACCAAGUUGCCAAAGGAAUGGAAUUUCUGGAAUUUAAGUCGUGUGUUCAUAGAGACCUGGCAGCCAGGAACGUGCUGGUCACGCACGGGAAGGUGGUGAAGAUCUGUGACUUCGGACUGGCCAGAGACAUCCUCACCGACUCCAGCUACGUUGUCCGGGGCAAUGCACGCCUGCCCGUGAAAUGGAUGGCACCCGAGAGCUUAUUUGAAGGGAUCUAUACAAUUAAGAGUGACGUCUGGUCGUAUGGGAUAUUGCUCUGGGAGAUAUUCUCGCUUGGUGUGAAUCCUUACCCUGGCAUUCCCGUCGAUGCUAACUUCUAUAAACUGAUUCAGAGUGGAUUUAAAAUGGAUCAGCCGUUCUAUGCCACAGAAGAAAUAUACUUCAUAAUGCAAUCCUGCUGGGCUUUUGACUCAAAGAAACGACCGUCCUUCCCUAACCUGACUUCCUUUCUGGGAUGUCAGCUGGCCAGUGCAGAAGAAGCGAUGUAUCAGAACACGGAUGGUCACGUUUCAGAACGCCCUUCCAGCUACCAAAACAGGCGGGCACUCAGCAGAGAGGUGAGCUCCGAGCCACCCUCUCCACAGGCCCAGGUGAAGAUUCACAGAGAAACAAGCCAAUGAGGAGGACGUUGUCCCCCCACCCACCUUGGACAGGCUAUAGAUCACCAAACAAGAUCAGCCUCCUUACUCAGAGGAGAUAUAUUAUCAACUGCUGCUUUGCUGGACUUUUUCCUAAAAAGCUGUCUGCCAUCACUCUUAAAGGGCCUUUUGUAAAACCAAACCUCCCUGUCCACAGGAAGGAAGAGCCAAUAAUGCGCUUUAUUGGUGCAUCUGCCCACACA
This is a messenger RNA of Jaculus jaculus (lesser Egyptian jerboa), 3254 nucleotides long. It is a transcript of the gene Flt3, whose product is annotated as fms related receptor tyrosine kinase 3. NCBI's taxonomy places the organism in Eukaryota, Metazoa, Chordata, Mammalia, Rodentia, Dipodidae. The transcript is spliced from 24 exons. Gene Ontology annotation, biological process: B cell differentiation; positive regulation of kinase activity; protein phosphorylation. Gene Ontology annotation, molecular function: ATP binding; transmembrane receptor protein tyrosine kinase activity. The record is from RefSeq and is a predicted model, not a curated record. Bases 1 to 3033 code for a protein of 1010 amino acids. Gene Ontology annotation, cellular component: signaling receptor complex.